CCGCUCGGUAGUGAUUGCAAAACAGUCUGGAGUGUGUCUGUGUGAAGUGGAAAGGACACGAACGAACAGAGACUCCAAAGAAUCAUAUUUUCAACACGAUGACAUUGGCAGAAAUGAUCCAGGUGUUGAGGGGGGCUGGCAAGGUGGGCAAUGCCUUUGCCUCCACUCAAGGUGAACAGCUCAGGCUCAUGGCCUGCAACUCGACCUUUGGUGCAGGGGUCAAAGCCGCGCAGGAGGUGGUCGAGGGUGUGAUCGGCACAUUCACCGGAGGUGACGUGAUUCCCAAGACUGAGGAGUUCCCUGAUAUUGAAAAGUGGGAGGAGAUGGAACAGGAUGAAGCAGCGAAGUGGGCGAUGGGGUCCGAGCUGCCCCCAGACUUUACUGGCAAUGAUUGCAGUAAUGUUGCGGGAGCAUCAGAGACGCUUGUCGGUUCACCCACUGGCAAGGUCAAAGGAAAUGGCUGGCCUGGUCAAAGCACUCGAUUUUUGCAUGUAUCAAUUUGUCAUCAACGUAUAAGGUUUCUUCACGACUCUGUGGUGGCCAGGUUAAGCCCUGAGGACAUAAAAAAGGCGAGGGAGGCAAAACAGAACAUUGCCAGGCCUGUACGACAAAAGCUCAGUGAUCGAGCCAAAGAACGGAAGGUUCCUGCUACACGAAUUAGCCGACUUGCCAACUUUGGGGGAUUAGCUAUCGGACUCGGCAUUGGAGCCAUUGCUGAAGUGGCAAAACAGUCUUUUGGAGGAAAGAGCUCAGAUAUGAGAGCUCUUUUAGACACACCGUUACUCUCAGAGGCCAACGCAGAGAGAAUCGUGGACACGUUGUGUAAGGUUAGAGGAGCAGCCCUCAAGAUCGGACAGAUGCUGAGCAUUCAAGACAACAGCUUCAUUAGUCCACAACUACAAAAAAUAUUCGAGAGGGUUCGACAGAGUGCAGACUUCAUGCCAGCCUGGCAAAUGAAUAAAGUACUUGAUGAGGAGUUAGGGUCCGGAUGGAGGGAGAAACUUUCAUCAUUUGAGGAGAGGCCCUUCGCUGCUGCCUCCAUUGGCCAAGUGCAUCAUGGGGUCUUGCUGGAUGGAAGGGAAGUUGCUAUGAAGAUACAGUACCCUGGAGUUGCAGAAAGCAUUCACAGUGACAUAAACAAUCUCAUGUCUGUUUUGAAGAUGAGCGUUGUUUUACCUGAUGGUCUGUUUGCUGACAGCAGUCUCGAGGUUCUUCAGAAGGAGCUGGCGUGGGAGUGCGACUACAGGAGAGAGGCGGAGUCUGCCAAACGCUUCAGGAGUUUACUUAAAGAUGAUCCUGCAUUUGUGGUUCCUGAGGUCUUUGAUGAACUUUCAGCUCGACGGGUUAUUACAAUGGAGCUAGUGAACGGGGUUCCUUUGGACCGUUGUGUUGAUUUGGAUCAAGAGACUAGAAAUGAGAUAUGCUAUAACAUCCUGCAGUUGUGUCUGAGAGAGCUGUUCGAGUUUCGCUUCAUGCAGACAGACCCCAACUGGGCCAACUUCUUCUAUAAUAGUGAACAAAACAAGAUAUAUCUUUUGGAUUUUGGAGCCUGUCGAGAUUACCCAGAGUCAUUUACAGAUGACUAUAUAGAGGUGGUCCAUGCAGCUUCAGUUGGAGACAGAGCCACUGUCUUGCAGAAAUCUAAGGACCUGAAGUUCCUCACUGGUUUUGAAGCAAAGGCAUUCGAGGAUGCACAUGUGGAGGCUGUCAUGAUCCUCGGCGAAGCGUUCGCUUCCACAGAUCGGUUUGACUUUGGCAGCCAGAGCACCACAAAGCGCAUCCACAAUCUGAUCCCCGUAAUGCUUCGACACCGUCUUGCACCUCCUCCAGAAGAGUCUUAUUCACUGCACCGUAAAAUGGCUGGAUCAUUCCUCAUCUGUUCCAAGCUGAAUGCCGGCAUCACUUGCCAAAAUAUGUUUCUUGAUAUUUACAAUUCCUAUAACCAUCAGAGAAGGGAAAGAGGCAACCAGGCUUAGGCUAAGAGGAAGUACAUCUUGAGCUUGGACUUUAAAGUACCAUGGUAAAAUUUUAUGAGUGGUGUAUAAAUUCUUGACUGGAUUAUAAUCAAAGACUGACAGACUGGGAUUUUUAUGUGUGUAUUAUAUCAGUCAAUUGAUUGUAUGGUGUUUUUGAAUUAAGUGACUCCAAAAAUUGACAUGUUUGGUGUUAAACCUCUGGGUUUCUGGUUUAUUUAUAAACUUGAAAGAGUUAUAAGAAAGUAACAUUUUGUUAGACUCUUAAAUCUUCCAUGCUCUGUGUGCCUGACAUUUUUUUUCUAAGGAAAUUGUACUGUAAACUAUUAUAAAAUAUGAUUGUUUAUUUGUUUAUCAAACAAGAAACAUUGUUUUAAGGCUUUUUUAAAUGCAUUGAAAGCAGUCAUUACUAUCUUCAUCAUCGUGGAGCUUUUGAAAUGUAACCAUAAAACAUUUGAAUACAAUAAUUUUGCUCCAAUGGAGC
Messenger RNA from Triplophysa dalaica, 2457 nucleotides. It is a transcript of the gene coq8b, whose product is annotated as coenzyme Q8B. Gene Ontology annotation, biological process: ubiquinone biosynthetic process. The record is from RefSeq and is a predicted model, not a curated record. Gene Ontology annotation, molecular function: kinase activity. The transcript has 15 exons. Lineage: Eukaryota; Metazoa; Chordata; Actinopteri; Cypriniformes; Nemacheilidae. The coding region runs from base 99 to 1976 and encodes 625 amino acids. Gene Ontology annotation, cellular component: extrinsic component of mitochondrial inner membrane.